Cantharellus anzutake is the source of this 1158-nucleotide messenger RNA. RefSeq names its product ubiquitin fusion degradation protein UFD1-domain-containing protein. The transcript has 8 exons. Gene Ontology annotation, cellular component: VCP-NPL4-UFD1 AAA ATPase complex. Gene Ontology annotation, molecular function: polyubiquitin modification-dependent protein binding. The record is from RefSeq and is a predicted model, not a curated record. The coding region runs from base 1 to 1158 and encodes 385 amino acids. NCBI's taxonomy places the organism in Eukaryota, Fungi, Basidiomycota, Agaricomycetes, Cantharellales, Hydnaceae.
AUGAAAGCUUAUAGCGUCGCAAUGCUCCAAGGAACCCAACGCGACUAUGUCAGUUAUGGAGGAAAGAUUAUUUUGCCUCCAUCCGCCUUAGCAAAUCUGACGAAUCUGGAUCUUGAAUCUCCUUGGAACUUCCAACUCCGUAAUCCCUCCAACCCUGCUGCGUCUACAAAUGCCGGUGUUCUUGAGUUCAUCGCCCAAGAGGGUGUAGUGCACCUUCCCUAUUGGAUGAUGAAAGCACUCCGUUUGAACGAAGGGGACCCCGUUCGAAUCACUGGGACUCGACUUCCCAAGGGCAAAUUCGUCAAACUUCAAGCACAGUCAACCACCUUCUUGGAAAUAUCUGACCCUAAGGCGGUGAGAUAUAAUGAGAUAGUCUAUAACAGUAUUGUUUUUGAGCUCUUGAUCAUGGAGAUCAAGCCUGAUGGGCCAGGGAUAAAUGUAGUCGAUACGGAUCUUGAGGUUGACUUUGCCCCACCGAAAGGUUAUGUGGAACCUAAGCGCCCAGAACCUGCCCCGCCGGAGACCAUGGCGUCAAAGUUAAAAAUUGAUGUAAAUUCCUCUACCCCCGGUUCUUCCCGUCCUGGCUCUUCCCUGAGCAACCGUCGGCUUAACACAUCCCAUGCUCAGGGCCCAAGUGGCAGCGGCUCCGGAACGAUUGCCGGGACAGAAUGGGAGAGUUUCAAGGGCGCAGGGCAGACGCUUAAUGGGAGAAAGACGAAAGGGAAAGGGAAGAGUGCCCGGAAGAUUGAGGAUGUUGAUCCUGACAGUAAGAUAUACAGGACUGAUAAGCCUCGUUUCGCCUCGAACGAUGUAGUCGACCAGAACAAGAACGUGCCAGCACCUUUACGCUUGCCGCGCGGGAAGCUCUUUUUUGGAUUCCCUGUCGUGCCUUACCCGACCGAUGACGGCACAAAUGGUGAAUCCGCCACAGGGCCAGCACGAGCACCUAGUUCUCCGGAUCAACCUUCGUUCUCUGGGUCUGGUAACACGCUUUCUGGGCGUGCCCCUCGCGCCGCACCUUCAAGUUCAAGCGCUCACCAAAGCAGCAGAUCGGCAUCUUCGACAUCGCAAAAGAAGUCCAAUGGCCCAGGGUCAGGACAAACUCUUAGCGGAAAACGACGUGCUGAACCGGAAAUCAUUGAGAUAGAUUCCGAUUGA